AUGUCGGCAGCAACCUUGGUGCACAAUGAUGCGCCCAAUUCUACCCUUUUCGAUGGCUCAGGCAAUCGACGUUCGGCAUGCGAUCGAUGUCGAAGUCAAAAGAUACGCUGCGAACGUGGCUCCGAUCCAUUCCAGUGCCGUCGUUGUGUGAAAGCCAAUGUUGAAUGUGUCACAGGUGUUGCUCUCAAGUCUGGUCGUCCACUGCAGCUGUAUGGCACACAAAUGUCGCAACCAAGUCUUGUUCAAGAGACUUAUCAAGAAUCCCCUGCAAACUUGAACAAUCAGCAACCGUUGCCAGAUUUUCCCACCCCGCCAGUGACCGCUUUUGACACACCUUUUGAAGCGAAUCCCAAUCCCAGCGACGGUGAUAUAGAUAUGCAACUCCUGGUCUCUCCUUUCGGGUUCAACUGUUUCGAUGAUAUGUGGACGAACAAUUUGGAGCGGCAUACGACAGCUGCCAAUUUAAUUCAGCCCGCUACUGACCCCCGUACCAGUCAAAAUGAUGAUCGACCUCCUCCUCCUUCCGCGUUGAAUUUGCGCAACGAGUGUUGGAAGAAGCUGGCAGACCUGCAUGUUCAGGUCCUUGGUGACCUGGAGAUAGUGAAAGCGUGCACAACAGCCGACAAAUGCACCACGUCGACUGCAAAUCACGGGUCUGACCAGACGCACAAUUUCCUUGUUGGCCGUAUGCUAGACCAUUCGGCAGCAUUGCUUGAUAUCCUUAAUUAUUUUGAACCGGCCCCAACGGACACACCGCCCGUAUCGAAUGAUGCUCGUUCGAGAAUCACUCAAGCUUCCCCCAAAAGACCGCGCUGCGAUGUCCCGACGAUGUUUUCGCUUCUGUCAUGCUACACCUGUCUUGUCCGCGUAUACCGAACGAUCUUCUCAAGUAUCCAAGAUUCAAUGCCUGUUCUAAUGAACUCGCCAAAACCAGUUCCUCAACUAUUUCCUGGCAUGAAUCUUGGUGGCUUUCAACUCGAAUCAAGAAUUGAUCUGCAAGUUCAGAUACUGAUUCAGGUCUCCGAGGAUAUGAUGGCCAAAAUCGAAGCCAAAUUGGGUGUCGGCGACGAUCCGGCCAUCGUCAAAGGAUGCAUUUUCGACCGUGAAAGGGCAUCAAAAAUGCUCCGCAUGAUGCUGGAGGAAGAGGCUUGGGAGCAACCUCAAUUGAACGAAACGCGAGGACACUGUGAGCCCUUGAGAAACAUCCUGGCAAAUCUCAAGGGCCUGAAUCAGAUGGAAGGGCGUCAGCGGUAA
This is a messenger RNA of Rhinocladiella mackenziei CBS 650.93, 1254 nucleotides long. RefSeq lists its product as uncharacterized. Bases 1 to 1254 code for a protein of 417 amino acids. The record is from RefSeq and is a predicted model, not a curated record. Gene Ontology annotation, biological process: regulation of DNA-templated transcription. The transcript has a single exon. Gene Ontology annotation, molecular function: zinc ion binding; DNA-binding transcription factor activity, RNA polymerase II-specific. NCBI's taxonomy places the organism in Eukaryota, Fungi, Ascomycota, Eurotiomycetes, Chaetothyriales, Herpotrichiellaceae.